UUUCGAUUUAGCCAAUGACACGCCAAAUGUAAGUUUACAAUCCACACACGAAUUGAUGACGUAGUUCACACUAAGAAAUUUUUAUUUCGGAAAAUGGCAACGUUAGCCCAGUUUUCUCGUAGUUUGGGCGCAGUUUGUGCACGCUGUAGCAGUCAACCAAUAAAAAUAGGAAGAUGCUUAUCAACAGCUAGAUUACUAAACCAGAAUGAGAAAACUGAUCCCCCUCCUAGUCCUCCACCAGGUGGCAUCGGUUCGGACAAACCUGGUUUCUUGAGUCGUCUUCUAAGUGUGAGGACCAUAGACACUGGUAGCACAUCACACUCAACUCUACUCUCGGAUAAAGAUGUAGUCUACGAAUUGCAGUUUCAUUCAGUAAAACCAGAAUACAUGGAGACUUACCUCAACCAAUUUGCUGAUUUCCUUGAAAAGAUGAAGGAAAAGAAGGCUGGUUCAGAGUUGAUUGGCAGCUGGACAGUUGAUAUUGGAGAGCAAGAUGAGGCUAUUCACCUAUGGAGAUAUAGAGGGGGCUACCCAGUACUGAAUAAUGCUAGGAAUAUAUACAGAACAGACCCAGAUUUUGUACAAUACAGAAAAAGCCGAAAUGAGAUGCUGCGAUCAAGAAAAAAUCAAAUUAUGUUAGAGUUCAGUUUUUGGGGUGAAAUCAAACCCAGGGAUCCAGAACAUAUAUAUGAACUGAGAAGUUAUACACUGAAACCUGGAACAAUGAUUGAGUGGGGAAACACAUGGGCCAAAGCACUCCAGUACAGAAACUACCACAAUGAAGCUGUAGGGGGAUUCCUUACGCAUAUAGGAGACCUACAUAGAGUUCACCAUCUAUGGGCUUAUGAUGACCUUCAGACCCGAAAGCAGAGUCGUGAAGAUGCCUGGAGAAAACCUGGCUGGGAUGAGUGUGUACAGUACACAGUUCCACUAAUCCGGCAGAUGGAGACAAGGAUAUGUAUUCCUACACCCUUCUCACCUCUCAAAUAG
Messenger RNA from Owenia fusiformis, 990 nucleotides. The record is from the annotation of a GenBank genome assembly. Lineage: Eukaryota; Metazoa; Annelida; Polychaeta; Sabellida; Oweniidae.